AUGACCGAUACAGAACCCCUCUACCUCUACAAACUCGUCCCAUCCUCCACUCCUGUCCGCGAACCGCUCCUCGAAAGACUCGAGGUCAGCGAAAUUGACCAGAAAUCCGGUUUCAUCCAUUUAUCGACGGCCUUUCAAGUACCGGGUACUCUCAAUACCUUCUUCCAUGAUGAGCCGCUGGUUUAUGUUUUGCGAAUUCCAUAUGGGUCUGUAGAGCAGGAUGUCCGGUGGGAGUCUCCGGAGGGUAAGGUUGCUCCUCGGCCUGGUGAGGGUAUGUUUCCGCAUCUCUAUAAUGGGCUCAAGCUUGGCAGAGAUGAGGUGGAAAGUGUUGCGAUUUGGACGAACCAAGGCGGGUGGGAGACAGCGCUUACGCAAGCUAGGCCAUGGUUGUUAUACUAA
Molecule: messenger RNA, 399 nt
Organism: Aspergillus ruber CBS 135680
Lineage: Eukaryota; Fungi; Ascomycota; Eurotiomycetes; Eurotiales; Aspergillaceae
Product: DUF952 domain-containing protein
Exons: 2
Coding region: 1-399 (132 amino acids)
Source: RefSeq, a predicted model, not a curated record